This is a messenger RNA of Daphnia pulex (common water flea), 2619 nucleotides long. It is a transcript of the gene hay, whose product is annotated as general transcription and DNA repair factor IIH helicase subunit XPB-like. The coding region runs from base 160 to 2544 and encodes 794 amino acids. Gene Ontology annotation, cellular component: transcription preinitiation complex; transcription factor TFIIH holo complex; nucleotide-excision repair factor 3 complex. Lineage: Eukaryota; Metazoa; Arthropoda; Branchiopoda; Diplostraca; Daphniidae. The transcript has 3 exons. Gene Ontology annotation, molecular function: 3'-5' DNA helicase activity; DNA binding; hydrolase activity. The record is from RefSeq and is a predicted model, not a curated record. Gene Ontology annotation, biological process: nucleotide-excision repair; transcription initiation at RNA polymerase II promoter.
GUUGCUCUCUCUCAGCUGAGUUUUCACUGUCAGUGUUCAGUCUUCACUUCAGUGUUCGUCCAAAGUUCAUCAUUCAAUCACUUUACCGAGAAAGUUAAAUUUGUUUAGAAUUUUCCAGCAGUAUUCAUAGAAUAAUUCACGGUUAUUCCUCUGUUUAAUAUGGCUGGGGGGAGCCGUAAAUACGGGAAAAAAGAUGGAGAUCGUUAUGACGCGUCCAAGAAAAAAUUUGCUGGUAAAAAACGAAAGGAUUUUGAAGAUGAGAGUGCUUAUGAUGAAGGCAUACCGGAUGGAAAUGAAGCUGAGGGUGUGCCAGAAGCGGCAAAGCACUUCAUUGAAGUUGAAGGUGAAAGGCAAGGGGAAGAUGAAUAUGGAGCCAAAGAUUAUCGAGACUUGCAGCUUAAACCAGACCACAUGUCUAGACCAUUGUGGGUUGCUCCCAAUGGCCACAUCUUCCUGGAGUCAUUCUCACCAGUCUACAAACACGCUCACGACUUUCUGAUUGCAAUAAGUGAACCAGUUUGUCGUCCAGAACACAUACAUGAGUACAAGUUGACUUCUUACUCAUUGUAUGCUGCCGUCAGUGUCGGGCUGCAAACUCAUGACAUCAUAGAGUAUUUAAAGCGCUUAAGCAAAACUGCUGUCCCUGAUGGAAUUGUAGACUUCAUAAAGAUCUCAACACUCUCUUACGGCAAAGUCAAAUUAGUGUUGAAGCACAAUCGCUAUUUUGUUGAGUCUCAAUAUCCAGAUGUCAUCCAAAAAUUGUUGAAAGAUCCUGUAAUUCAAGAAUGCAGACUUCGUCACAGCGUGGAAUCUUCAACAGAUGGACUGAUCACUCAAGUUCAAUCAAAAGCAACGUCUAUUCAAUUUGGAAAACCUGGUACUUCAGGAGAGGAACCAGGAGAAGAAGGAAAGCAAGUGCCUGAUGACAUAUCGAAUUUUUACGACAAAAUGGACAAGGAUGAGGACGACGAAGAUGAUUCUUCUCUUCAAACGGUUGCAUUUGAAGUAAAUCAAGAAAAAAUUGAAGUCAUUCAAAAGCGAUGUAUUCAGCUAGAAUACCCUUUGUUAGCGGAAUAUGAUUUUCGUAACGACACUCAUAAUCAGGACAUAAACAUUGAUUUGAGACCUGCAGCUGUAUUGCGGCCUUACCAGGAAAAAAGCCUGCGAAAAAUGUUUGGCAAUGGUCGUGCUCGCUCUGGGCUCAUUGUUUUGCCUUGUGGAGCUGGUAAAAGUUUGGUUGGUGUGACAGCCUGUUGUACAGUUCGAAAAAGAGCUUUAGUUCUGUGCAAUUCUGGAGUUUCAGUCGAGCAGUGGAAAGCCCAGUUUAAGAUGUGGUCUACUGCUGACGAUAGUAUGAUCUGUCGUUUUACAUCUGAUGCAAAGGAUAAGCCUCAUGGAUGCAGCAUCAUGAUCACAACCUUUAACAUGAUAACACAUCAGCAAAAACGUUCGUAUGAGGCAGAUCAAACGAUGAAGUGGCUCCAGGAGCAGGAAUGGGGUAUUAUGGUGUUGGACGAGGUGCACACUAUUCCAGCUCGCAUGUUUCGUCGUGUUUUGACCAUUGUUCAAGCCCAUUGCAAGCUUGGUUUGACAGCUACUCUCGUCCGCGAAGAUGACAAGAUUGCAGACUUGAAUUUUUUGAUCGGACCAAAGCUGUACGAGGCUAAUUGGUUGGAGCUGCAAAAACGUGGAUUCAUUGCUCGAGUACAAUGCGCUGAAGUAUGGUGUCCUAUGAGCCCAGAAUUCUAUCGCGAGUAUCUGGCCUGUAAAUCCGCAAAGAAAAUGCUUCUCUUCGUAAUGAAUCCUAACAAGUUUAGAGCCUGUCAGUUUCUUAUUCGCUACCACGAGCGACGUAAUGACAAAAUCAUCGUUUUUUCGGAUAAUGUGUAUGCUCUUAAGCACUAUGCGCUUACCAUGAAUAAGCCAUUCAUUUACGGUCCAACAUCUCAGAACGAAAGGCUUCAAAUUCUACAAAAUUUCAAACUGAAUCCGAAGGUGAACACAAUUUUCGUCAGUAAGGUGGCUGAUACUUCCUUCGAUUUGCCUGAUGCCAACGUGCUUAUUCAAAUAUCCUCGCACGGUGGCUCUCGUCGUCAAGAAGCUCAACGUUUGGGGCGUAUUCUUCGAGCCAAGAAAGGUGCCAUUGCGGAGGAGUACAAUGCGUUCUUCUACACGCUGGUAUCGCAAGAUACAUUGGAAAUGAGCUUCUCUCGUAAACGUCAGCGAUUCUUGGUUAAUCAAGGAUACAGCUAUAAAGUCAUCACUCGCAUGGCGGGCAUGGAUCAAGACCAGGAAUUGAACUACAAGAGCAAGGAAGAGCAAGCCAACCUGCUACAAAUGGUUCUGACAGCAUCGGAUAUUGAUGCAGAUGAAGAGCGUGUACCCGGAGAAAUUGGAGGUCGGCCUGGUCCAUUUGGACGACGCGUUGGAACCAUGGCAUCAAUGAGCGGUGCCGAUGACGCAGUUUAUAUGGAAUAUAAACGCCCAUCAGCUUCAAAUAAUUUAUCCAAACACCCCCUUUUCAAGAAAUACCGCACCAAGUAAAGAUUUUCCAAGUCAUAAAAUGUGAUUACUAUAUCUCAAAAUUCAUGUUGAAUAAAUACAGAAACUGGUUUAAUA